AUGCUUAAAAUACAGCAGCUCACUGAAGACAUCUAUUGGCUUGGCGUCCUUGAUUCCAACCUUGCUGUCUUCGAUAUCAUCAUGGAGACAAAGUAUGGUACAACAUACAACGCUUAUCUUAUAAAGACCCCAGAAGGUGCAGUUCUCGUCGAAACAGUUAAGGAGACAUUCUUCGAUGAAUACAUCGAGAAGGUUAAGUCCGUCAUCGGCGACAUCCACAAGAUCAAAUACCUUAUCACAAACCAUACAGAACCAGAUCACUCUGGCUCCAUCAAGAAGAUGAUCGAGCUCAUCCCAGAUCUCACAGUCGUUGGCUCCAAGACAGCCCUCACAUACCUUGAGGAUAUCGUCAACAUCCCAUUCAAGGGCCACUCCGCUGAAGAUCUCAAGGUCCUUAAGUUCGGUGGCAAGUCAUUCGAAUUCAUUUCCUGCCCAUUCCUUCACUGGCCAGACUCAAUGUACACAUGGGUUCCAGAAGAGAAGACACUCUUCACAUGCGACUCAUUCGGUGCUCACUACUCACCAAAGAAGUCCAUCCUCAUGAGCCAGCUCCCACCAGAGGAAGAGGAAGGCUACCAAGAUGCUCUCCUCUACUAUUACACCGCCAUUUUCGGCCCAUUCAAGGAGUACGUCAUCAAGGGAACAGACAAGAUCCUCAACCUUGACAUCAAGCUCGUCGGUCUUGGCCACGGCCCAGUCCUCGAUGCUCGUAUCAAGGAGACAAUCGAUACAUACCGCAAAUGGUCUGCCCCACUCCCAACACACGAAGGCAAGGAAGUCGUCAUGGUCUACGCCUCUGCUUACGGCUACACAACAGAGAUGGCCGAAGAAAUCAAGGCAGGCAUCCUCGCUAAGAUCCCAGAUGCCAAGAUCAAGAUGUUCAACGUCAACAUCCAGAACUAUGGCGGCCUCAAGGGCGAGAUCAUGAACGCCAUCGCUACAGCUGACGGUGUUCUCCUCGGCACAAACACAAUCAACGGCGACGCUGUUCCACCAGUUUGGGAUGUUGCCCUCUCCAUGAACCCAAUCGUCCAUGGCGGCAAGAUCGUCACAGCAUUCGGCUCAUACGGCUGGUCCGGCGAAGGUGUCGACAACAUCAUUGCCAGAUUCGAUCAGAUCCGUUGCAAGGUUAUCGACGGCUGCAAGAUCAAGUUCCGCAUGUCAAAGAAGGAACACGGGAAGGUCAACGAAUUCGGCCAGCAGUUCGGUGAAGCCCUCAUCACAGGCAAGGUCCCAGAACGCGCUGUUCCAGGCAAGGUUGUUGGUGCUAAGGACUGGUCCGAGCUCAACCCAACAGGCGCCGUCGUUCUCUGGCGUUGCGUCAUCUGCGGCGAAAUCUACGCCGGUGUUACACCACCACUCCAGUGCCCAGCUUGCGGUGUCGGCCAAGACCUCUUCGAACUCUACGAGGCCGAGCAGGUCACACACAAGUCAACAGAGCCACUCAACUACGUCAUCGUUGGCUCUGGUGCCGCCGCUGUUGCUUCCAUCGAAGCCAUCCGCGCGCGCAAUGCCGUCGCUAAGAUCACAAUGAUCAGCCGUGAAAAGGUCAUGCCAUACUACAGACCAAUCAUCGUCGAUGCCCUCAACGCUGAGAUCGCUCCAGACAAAUACUUCCUCAAGAACGAAGAGUGGUACAAGGAGAACAAGAUCGAAAUCAAGCUUGACACAUCCGUCACAGCCAUCGACACAAAGGCCAAGAAGGUCAAGCUCUGCCGCGGUGAUGAACUCGCCUACGACAAGCUCAUCCUCGCUACAGGUUCCCGCCCAUUCAUCCCACCAAUCGGCCACGAGGGACUCUCCGGCGUCAUCGUCAUCCGUACAUCCGCUGAUGUCGACCAGCUCAAGGCCGCCUGCCAGACAGCUAAGAAGGCCGUCGUUAUCGGUGGUGGUGUCCUCGGUCUCGAGAACGCAUCCGCUAUCAAGGAGAAGGGCGUUGCUGUCACAGUCGUCGAGUGCAUGCCACGUCUCAUGGCCCGCCAGCUCGAUACAGAAGCUUCCGCUGUCCUCCUCGAGGAAGUCAAGAAGUUUGGUGUCGAUGUCCGCCUCGGCAUGACAGUUUCCAUCAAGGGCGAUGGCAAGCACGUCACAGGCGUCCAGGUCGGCGAGGAGUUCAUCCCAGCCGAUUUCGUUGUUGUCAACGCCGGUGUCCGCGCCGAAUCCGAAGUAGCCGCUGCAGCUGGCAUCAAGUGCGGCCGCGGUAUCAUUGUCAACAACAAGAUGGAGACAAACGUUCCAGAUGUCUACGCAGCUGGUGAUUGCGCAUUCCUUGACAACAUGAACCAGGGUCUCUGGGCUCCAGCUCUUGCUAUGGGUAAGGUCGCCGGUGCUAACGCUUGCGGCGAUAACAAGACAUUCGCUUUCGCUAUCGAACCAGUCUCAAUGAUCGCUAUGGGAACAGAUCUCUUCGCUUGCGGCAACCCACCAGAGAGCGCACAGGGCUACAACGUUGUCUCUCAGAAGGAUGACAAGGAAGGAUCCGCUAUCAAGCUCUACUUCAAGGAUAAUCGCCUCGUUUACGCAGCUGGCUUCAGAAUCCAGAAGAUCUCCGGCUCCCUCUUGAAGGGCGUCAGAGAGGGCCGCUCAUUAGAGCGCAUCAUGGCUGAAAUCUUCUAA
Messenger RNA from Trichomonas vaginalis G3, 2616 nucleotides. Its product is annotated as diflavin flavoprotein A 2-related family. The coding region runs from base 1 to 2616 and encodes 871 amino acids. Gene Ontology annotation, molecular function: oxidoreductase activity; FMN binding; iron ion binding. The transcript has a single exon. NCBI's taxonomy places the organism in Eukaryota, Parabasalia, Trichomonadida, Trichomonadidae. The record is from RefSeq and is a predicted model, not a curated record.